Prorocentrum cordatum is the source of this 4783-nucleotide messenger RNA. Lineage: Eukaryota; Dinophyceae; Prorocentrales; Prorocentraceae. The record is from the annotation of a GenBank genome assembly.
AUGCAGCUCCAAGAGCUGCUGGAACAGGAAAUCCUCCACAACAGCGAUAUUAUCCAGGCAGCCCGAGCCGUCAACAGCAACCUCCCCGCUGCCACCCUGGACGGAUUGGCGUCGGCACAGGACGACACCAUUGUGGAUGAGGUUAAGGCGUAUUUGGCAGCCAUGGGUUUUGCGCUGGGGAGUCCAUCACCUUUUGGCGUCCUCGGUUUCUCCGAACUCGACGGCCCCGACAUCGAUGAGACCCGAUUACAGGGCAGGCGAUCGUGGGCGGAAAAGUUCAUCCAGCACUGGGCCACUCCGAAUACGAGGGGCGCGUGCAACCAACUCUUCGAGUCUAUCAACAUCGCUUGCGAGAAAUGCCUCCUCGAUUUGAAGGACGUCCAGGCGAAAAGAAGACUGAUCAAAGGGGUGGCCAAGAACGUGGACCACUGGAGGGAGCUAUCCCCAGAUGGCCUGACUUCCAUUACGGCGUUCUGCCCGCCUGGCUCCACCGGGACACCCCUCGUGGCUACCCAAUUCAGCAACGUUUUCCGGCAGGACUUAGACCUGUUCACCAACGUCGUCUCUGUCCAGGACACCAGGCGCUUGCACUGCCAGCUCAACAGCCAGGUGGGUGCGAUCAAAAGCGCACUCAGUUGCAUUUCGCAGCCCCUGGUCACAUGGGCCCCAGAGCCCGCAAGCCAGGCGAUACGGGUUGCAGGAGCGUUCCGGGAGCUUCACGCCCUGGAAACAGGCCCCUCCUCGCUCACGCUACUGAUCCCCAUUGACUCCUACCCCGGCUGCACCACAGCACAGAACAUUACCGACUUGUGGCAUCAUCCACUGCAGGGCCCAAGGUGGCAGGAGUUGAUGCGCGAGACUGUCUUCCUGAACCCGCCAAUGCUUAUGAUCGUGGCCGGCAAACACGCGCCUUUACAUGUACGUAAGGGGCUUGCUAUCAUCACGCUGGGGACGCGCCUUGCCGCCCUCCCCCCACGGAUUUGGCAAUGGAAGGAUACCAUAUUUGAGCACAGCACCUUCCAGACCAUCUGGAUCGACAUACCACAUGAAUUCCGCUGGCAGGUAUACGGCCAGAUCGACGAUCUGCGGUUACCAGGGAGGGUCGCCACCGAUCGUCCCCGGCCAAGCCUGGGUAAUCGUUCGGAGGAGCCUAGAUCCGUCAUCAAGGUGCACUUCGACGACCGCAUGGGCAGCGCCCUGAUACAGGAGGUGGUCGUGAUCUGGCUCCGGAAGACCCUCAGUGGCUACAGGGCCGUGGUGGGCCUGCAAUCCACCAUCUCUCUCCCUGGGGCAAAGAUGCUGGAUAUCACGUCUCCAUCGGCCUGUUACACUUUGGGCCACUUGGUCAAGAGCUGCAUCACGGUCUCCCCAAAGCUGGCCGUGGUGGAGACCACUCGCCCCAAUAGGGAUUGGAGUGAGCACAUGACGCGCGCCUGGGAGCAGGACCCCACCAAAGCAGCCCUCCAACUCCGACUUCGCGAUUCCGACCCCUCCCGGUCCAAGAAGUGCGCGGAGGUCCAGGCCACUACGGAGCAGCUGGCUGCCGCUAGGGCAAGGCAGGGGCAUCAACCCGUCGAGCCCGACAGCAACAAGCCGGAGACAUUACGAGCCACCUUGGAUCUGCAGGUCCCGGUUGAGGCGCAGCUGGAUUCGUGGUUGGGUUCCCUCAUGAACCACAUCAGCCUCGCGAGCGCAGUCCCACUUACACGGCAGGCCGCACCAGAGGGGAUGGAUCUUGGCACGUGGCAGGUUAUCAACAAUUUUGAGGGGGGGUGGACGGGGAAGAUCCUCAUCCAGUGCCGCACCAAGCUGGAAUUGUACAAGCUGCACCACGCCACGCACCAGAAGGGCAUCCGCAUCCAGGGGCACGACACGUCCAUCAACAUACACUCUAACUACGUGGACAUCGGAGACUACAUGGGUGGCGAUGCAGGGGCGCUCAUCGCCAGUAAAGCCAACCGGCAGACGCCCAAGUGCAACCACAUGGCGAAACUUAUGGCCUCGCACGACUUCGGCGUCUUUGUGGAAACGCACGGCACGACAAGUAAGGAAGCGGCAUUCUCUCUUCCACCAGGGUGCGACGCUCACUGGUCCCACUUCUCAGGCAGUCGGGCCGGAGUGGGAAUUGUAUUGCAGAAAAGUUUCCUGGCCAAGUUCGCAACGUUUCAGCCCGGGGAUUUCUUCGAGCUGGAGCCUGGCCGGGUUGCACGGCUCCGGCUCCGCGGCCCUGACGGCAACCUGGACAUCUGGGCAAUAUAUCUCUGCACUGGCGAAGGGCACGCACAAGACCUCCGAGCACGAGAUCGAUCUCACGCCCUCCUCGCGCAGCAUGUGGCCCUCCCCACCUCCACCCUCUCCAUUGUUGCUGGUGAUUGGAACUACGUGACCUCCCCAAAGGACCGGUGGUGCUGCGCAGGCAAGUGCUGGUCUGGCGCGAAAGAUGAGCAGGAGGCAGCCCGGACAGAGGAAAUUGCAUUUCGCCCGUACCGGCUCCACGAGCUGUCCCAGGAAGAACAAGGGCACACAUAUUUCUCCACCAUUGCCACGUCACGCAUCGACCGGGUCUACACUAACCACCACCCGUCGGAGCAGCUCGACUACAAGUUCGGUUGCAGCGCACUCUCGAGAGUCCGGGGCCUCUCAUCUCACGCCCCCCUGUCAUUCUUCCGAGUCCGCCCUGGGGGAGUCAAGAAGAAACCGCACUCCGUCGACAAGGCUGCGGGAGACGACGACAGCGACGCCGGCACUAGUCAACGUAAGCAUCCCAACAUCACCACCGGCACCAUCAACCAUCCCGACUGGCCUCGACGAGUAGCGGCUGAACUGCAUUACAUAUCAACUACCCCCCAGGACUUCGACAACUCAGUACGCAGAUCUAUACUGGUCAAGCGGGCCAUGCACACAGUCUCGGACAACAUGGUGAAAGAGGGUCUAUAUGCCACAGCCACCUCCAACGACGACAAGCUCCGCUGCGCCCUCAGCUUUGUCAGGGCCGCCCAGGACGUCAACCUGCCCAAGAUGUACCGCAAGUACUUGGAGUACCCGUACAUUGGCACGCUCGUGGACCCUAGGGACCCUAACGCGUGCUUCGCGGUGGGUUUCCACGCACUCCAGGACCAUGUGGUCGCUCUCGCGAGGCAGGACAUCACGGACGAGCAACGCGAUCUGCAACAGCAUGCUGAGGAGGGCUGCAAUGACUACAGAAAAACGACACGCAAGCGCAACAUACUCAGCCGGCUGAAGCGACUCAUGCCGGGCACAUGUACCAGCAUUGGGGCCAUCGAGACGUCUGCCGGGGAUUAUGCCACGGACCCAGCUUCAAUUGCAAAGGAAUUGGGGGCGCACUGGGCCCGAACAUUCAAAAAGAAACCCAUCAACCACCAUCUGUUGACAGAUUGGCUCCAAGACGUGCAUUCGCGAACCCGCUCUCCACGCCCGCCGGGCGCCCCGCGGCGUAGUCAGUCUGAUCCACGCCAGGAGGGCGCCCUUCAUUCGAGCGGACCUCACGGCAGGGCGAGACAAGAGCGCCCGCCCCUGCCUACCGACGCCAGGCAUUGGCGCAUACGGAGGAAAGAUGUGGAGAAGGCCGUGCGGUACAGCGGAAACUCAGCCCCGGGACCAGACGGCAUCCCAUUCAAGGCAUGGCGCGCGCUGGGGCCACUGGGUGUCUCUAUUUUGCAUGGCGUUGCACAGAGUCUCGAGCGGCCGCAAGGGGCAGAAGAGCUUCAUGCCGCGUAUUUCGACGAACCCGAUACCCACGCGCACCACUACAACGAGAGCAUUCUCGUCUGCUUGGCCAAGAAGAGCACCGGUGUCACACCUGAAGGCGUCAAAAGCUACACCCCGGCCAAUACACGCCCCCUGAACAUUGUCAACGCUGACAAUCGCCUGGUGGCUAGCGCCGCUCGCAAUCGAUGGGAAGAACACCUGGCUAAGUGGAUCUUGCCCCGACAGCAGGGCUUCCUUCAAGGCCGAAGCAUUCUAAGUAAUCUCCUGGACGUGGACAGCGCCAGCAUGAUCACUUCGCUCACUCACGAGAACGGGGCUUGCUUGCUGAUGGACUUCGCAUCGGCAUUCCCAUCCAUAUCUCAGGAGUUCAUGUUCUCCACGUUGUCUGCGAUUGGUCUUCCGGGAGGAGCCAUGAACCUCCUCAGGGCGUUGUAUUCAGAGUCGUACUGUUACGUUCGACACGGUUCUAUCGAGGCCGCCGGGUUCCCUCUCGAAGCAGGAGUGCGACAGGGUUGUCCCCUCUCUCCGCUGCUGUACGCCACGGUCGCGGAGGUGCUCAUGGAUCGCAUCGAAACGGAUUGCCCCAACACGCUAGUGAGAGCAUAUGCUGACGAUGCCGCUCUUGUGUUGUUGGACUACUGGCUGGAGGCGCCGAGACUACAGCGUAUAUCUGAAGAUUUUGGAGCGAUCUCAGGCCUACACCUUAACUUGCACAAAUGCAUCGCGAUCCCCCUGGGCAUCGGAACGUUGGAAGAUUUCAAGGUGAAACGGGAAGAACGACUCCCAGAAUGGUCUGACAUGCCGCUGGCCGAAUGCGGGAAAUAUUUGGGCUUCCUCGUCGGCCCUGGCAAGGGCGAGCGCUCCUGGGACGAACCCGGCAAGAAGUACACCCAACGGUGCCGCGACUGGGGAGACCAGGGCAUGGGCCUGCAGUACCACACGGUGGCGUACAAUACCUUUGCAGUAUCUACGCUGGGGUACAUUGGACAACUAGAACAAGUACCAGCAGGCAUCCUGAAGCUGGAGGAGGACGGACUGAAGAUCACCCACAAAG